This is a messenger RNA of Bactrocera oleae (olive fruit fly), 6594 nucleotides long. It is a transcript of the gene C3G, whose product is annotated as C3G guanyl-nucleotide exchange factor. Gene Ontology annotation, molecular function: guanyl-nucleotide exchange factor activity. Gene Ontology annotation, cellular component: plasma membrane. Gene Ontology annotation, biological process: Ras protein signal transduction; positive regulation of GTPase activity. Lineage: Eukaryota; Metazoa; Arthropoda; Insecta; Diptera; Tephritidae. The record is from RefSeq and is a predicted model, not a curated record.
UCAGAGAAAGUAAAAUAAUCAAUAAACACUAUUGCUGAUAUCAAAGUUAUUUUAUGAACUUAAAUUAAAUAUUAUUGUAUAAUCUUAUCUUUUAAUAUCUGACAUGCAAGACUUUAGACUUCGGUUUCGCUUUAAUUAAGUAUUCCCUAUAUUUCGCUACUAUUUGUGUUGUUAUUUCUGUAGUUGAUGCUAUUUUAUUUAUGUUUUGUUUAUAUGGGCGCGCACAAUACUUUUGUUGAUAUUUAUUUCUAUUCGGCAUAGAGAGCUGCUGCGCCGCUCUUGUCGAUGACCACUGGCUGCUGAGCAGAACCAGCAGAAAGCUAGCGCAGCUGUUGACAAAAGCAAAGUGGCGCACCAGCGCUGAUUGACCGCCUGACUGCUCACGUAAGGCAUGUUGGCUGCCUAGCAGGUUCACUGUUGACUGACUGCCGAGCUGUUGGCCUUUUGUUGGCUCUCGUGUGUUUGUUGUGUUUGGCUCUCGCCACGUUAUUUGUAGUCAACAUAUAGUAUUUGGCAUAUCCGUCUUCGUCUCUUGAUUGUGGGAUGGUUCACAGCCGCCAGCCGUGGUUUUCAUAGCUCAGUGCGCUUCCUAACUUGAAGGUAACACACCGUCAAGCACGCGCAACGCGGCACCGCACUACAAUAUCAACUCACGGUACGGAACGUACGACGCCGACGAGUGCUCGUAUUUAUUUGCAAAGUUACACGUAUGCAUAUAUUUGCAGUAUCUGAUUGCCUUGUUAUCUCAUUGUCUCGUUGUCGCGCAUUGUCUAUUUGGUGUCGUGAACAAAAGCAGUGCAUUGCAGCGCUUAAACAAAAGACCAACCAAAAAUGGCAAGAACCUAAGUGAGCUGUGCGAAGUGUCUAGCAGAAAAAUAUUCUUGAAAUAUAAUAUAAUAUAUGCAAAGACGAGUUGCAAAAGUUUUGUGAUUUUUGUGAAGCUGUGCAAAGUGUUUGUCGUUCGAAAAAAGUGUGACCCCAUAUCAAAGCAGCGCCUAACUAAGCGCUAGUAAACGCAUCAAAGCAACACAGUUGCUGUCUGCUCGCCUUAGCCUCAAUGAUAACGUGUAGCUAAUUACCUCAAAUCUCAUCAGCAGCGAACCACGACAACGACAGCAGCAGCGGUGUUGAAACAAAAGCAACGCCAGCAGGCAAAAAAAAAAACCAAAGCCCAGCCAAGCCAAGUCAGUCAGUCAGCCAACAAGUCCGUCACCCAUCCAGCUGGCAGCAUCAACCAGCGAGCGUGUUAACUUAAUUAUUUAACAUUAGCUCAAAGCAAUUUAGCGCAGCAUCAGCGUUGCAGUGUUGGCCGCGACUACAACAGCGACAGCAGUCAGCCAGUCACAGGCAUUUCACAUCACCGUCGUGCCAAUGCAACUUAACCAUUUUCACAAAUGGGCUACUCAACCUAAAUUUUAACCAGACUUUCUUUACAUACAUACGCACAUACUUACACACAUACAUACAUACAUACGUGUACAUAUCGCCUAAUAAGUUUUGGGUUGUAUUUGGUGCUGCUGGUACGACUUUGCCUAAGGCCUUCCAAAAUUUUCGGUGCUUGUCAGCUUCCUGAUAUUUGUUAUUUGUGUUUGUGCUUAUAAACAUAUUUCAUACACACACACACACAUAUCUAAACAAGCACUAAUUACAUCUUAGUGGCGGUAAUCAUUUAUGGUUUAUUACAUCGUUGCUGCCGCCAACUAUUUGUUAUGCAAUGCCGCACUUCGAUGAGUCGUUCGUCAGCGAUUGUUCAUAUGCCGAGAGCCAACAUGUUAUCUCAUACUCAUUGGAUCGUGGCAUGAAACUAUACCAGCGGCGCAAAUUGAAAUCGCCGAAAUUUUUUUAUACACCCUAUCGACCGCGUGUGGUCGUGAAAAAUGUCAUUCAAUAUAGUGCCAUCAGUUCUCCAUCCACACCCAACUCCUCGCUUUCCUCACAAUCGAAUCUUGUUUGUGCAGGUGGUGGUACGCCAUCGCCGAACACACCAUCCCCCGCCACACCAACUUCACAACAAUCCGCCAACACACCGCUGAGCGGCAACAGUGCGAUAUAUCAAGCCCCAGGCGCCGGUUACGGUAUCUCAACAUCCGGUCAUAAGAACAGUCUAAAGGGUACGAAAUUGGCGCGUAGAGCGCGCUCUUUCAAGGACGAUCUAAUAGAGAAAAUCUCCAUGAUUCGCACACCAAACAAUACGCUGGGAAGAUCGCAUUCCCCGCACAGUCCACGUAGUAAGUCCAUGAAACCGCCAACGACCGCCGAAGAGUUAGCCGCGGCUGAGAGUCCACUGCAGACGCAUGUCAAGGAUAUUUCGAAUGCGCUAAAAUAUUUUCGCGAUGUGAUAUUCCGUUCGAAGCUAGAAGUUCUGCCGGGCAAUGCUACUGUUAUACUCGAGACAAUCGCCAACAUGUACACCGUUAUACAGUCAUAUGCGUUGGAUAAGCACAGCAAUGUGCUUUUGUCGGCGACACAACAAGUAUAUCAGUCGCUGGGUAAAUUAGUGAAGCUUUGCGACGAGGUAAUGCUUAUCUAUGCAGCGCGCCGGAUCGACGACGAAGGUGUCGAAGAUAAUCUGCAAGACGAGCAUCAGCAAUUGAAAGCGCUGCUCAGCGAAGAUAAUGUAAAGGAGAUUGUUGAUUUACUUGCUGAUGCGGUGCGGAAUUUGGCGACGCUUGCACAUCAGAAACUGAAGGAACGCGAGGAGAAUGCUUUGAAGUAUGCACCAGACAAUGCCGUCGCAACUACGUUGGCUAAUAAUGGCGCAACCGUAUCGCACAAUCAUCUAAUGCAUCUGCCGGAUGUUGCUGGCCAACGUACGUCGCUGCCGGACAUAACGUUAACACCGAAGGAACGUGAUAUUUUAGAGAAAACCAACUCGAAUCCCAUACGCGCCUCACACAGUACGGAGAGCAUUUUGCGCGACACCAGCCCCCCACCUAAACCACCGCUACCGAACAGACCACCACCGCUGCCACCGAAACGCCGCAAUCAACAGCAACAACAGAGUUUAAACAAUAAGAGCAUUAACUCGGAUUUCGACUGGAGUUCGGACAUUUCACUGGGCAACUACGGCGCUGAUUAUAUCAGCAAUCUUUCGGUGCAUUCACACUCGCCGGAUGAAAAUUCUAGUCAAUGUUCACUCGAUUCAGAGCUGAAUCAUUCACGCGAGGAGGAGGAACUAAAGUCACUGGGUUUGGGUAAUCGCUACAAUGACAGCCUGCUCGAUAAUGAUGUUGAUAAAUUAAAUAGUAGCUUCGUUUCUAUGACAUCAGUGCGCACUUCGGCACAAAGUGUAUCGAAACGUUCAUCCGAUUGUGGUUUUCAAUCGUCCACCAAGUCCAGCUCGAACUCAGAAAUUGCAUUCGAUGCCAUUGAAUCGUCGAGUAGUGGUGAAUUCCAUACACAAGCGCAAGAGUUUCACCAGCACACAACAAAUUCGACAAUGACGAGCACAAUGUCAUCGACAAUGAUGGCCACAUCGACUAGCAUACUAAACAAUAUGUCUACAUUGUCGCAUGAGGCACGCUCGAUUAGCAAUAACAGCAGCAUCAGUCCUGAUCAUUAUGAGAGUAGCGGUCUCUUGACCGAACGCUCAAUGCAUACAAGCAGUACUAGUCACGUCACACAAUCGUCAUUUUCAUCGCUAGUAAAGGCUAGUAGUCUGGAUACAGCUUCAUCAUCGGAUGGUGGCAUGGGUUCCCACAAUGAUUUAGUGCCACCAGCAUUGCCGCCAAAAACUAGUCGAAAUAAAGAUGCGCGUAUAUUUUCGCAAUAUGAUAAUUUCGAUGAAAUCGACGAUCAUAAUGGCGAAAUUCCUGAACUUCGCCCUCAUCAUCACACCCACUACAGCAGUUACAGCCAACAUAAUCACCAAUUCCAUCAUAAUCACUAUCAGCAUCACGUGUCACCAUGGCAGCAAACGAAACAUCAAAGUCUACUCGACUCAAGGCAUUUGGUUAGCGGCUUUGUAAGCAGUUGCACGAGUAUUGGCGAUCCGGAGCAACCGCCACCGCUACCGGUCAAGAAAAAGCACAUGUUUCAAAGUGUGGCCUUCUCGGUUUUCGCAUAUAUGGAGCUGUGUCAGGGCCCCCAUCGACCCUUCGAUCGUCAUACGAUGCACGGGCAGAAUUUAACGGGGAACAUUACGCACAGCCAAACAAUGAACAUUGUGCCACUACCAAAGGACUUAUCGCCACCGUCGGAGCAAGAAACGCCACCAGCACUCCCACCAAAGAAUUACAAACAGCAGCGCAAGUCCAGCGCAACACCACCCACCAUAAUUACAACGCCACCACCUAGUCCAAAGCCUACACAUUUAAGUGCUAGUAGCGAUGCGGAGAAUGCGCGUCCAGCGCGCGUUUUAUCCGCCACACAGGGCAGUGAAAUGAUGUCCACCGUAUGUGAGGAGCUCGGCGAUCUGACAGAAGAAGAACAAGCGUCGCUCCGUCACUCUCACCAGCUGCCCAAUGAGAAUUGUCACGACAAUCAUGUGACAAGUCGUCAUUCACCACUGCGUCGCGCCGACACACAUGAGGGCACGACCAGCAGCAGAUCUGAUAGCGCUGGUGAAGAUCAAUUAUUGCAGAACAAUAGCUUUAGUGAUGAUAAGUGUGGUGAGUUGCAGACGGUGCCACAAGAUGAAUUGCCAAAAAUGCUGGAAGAAAUUGAUGUCACCAAAUAUUUGGUGCUCAAGCGAAAGGAUGAAGACGGACCGGAUGUGAAGGGCGGCUACGUUGAUGCAUUAAUCGUGCAUGCGAGCCGCGUGCAGAAUGAUAAUGCAUUCAUUGAUGCCUUCAUCACGACGUUUCGCACCUUUAUACAGCCGAUCGAUGUGAUUGAAAAACUAACACAUCGCUAUACAAUAUUUUUCUGUUGCCAAAAUGAUCAGAAGCAACGUGUUGCACGUGAGACAUUCUCACUACUAAUGCGAGUAGUGGAUGGCUUAACGUCAAUGGACCUGACAGAUCAGUUAUUAGCGCUCCUAGUUGAAUUUAAUUAUCAGCUGGUAUGUGCCGGCCAAUUGUAUUUAGCGAAAACAUUGCGCAGCAUAUUUGUAGAGAAGGUGACGUUAUACCGGGAACAACGUUUGCCACCACCCAAAGCCGAUAUGCAUAUCACCGUCACCAAUCAGCCCAGCCUGCUCGAUCUCAAAUCGGUGGAAAUUGCCGAACAAAUGACACUACUCGAUGCCGAUCUAUUUCAGAAGAUCGAAAUACCCGAAGUAUUGCUCUUUGCCAAAGAACAGAGUGAAGAGCGUUCGCCCAAUUUGAAUAAGUUUACCGAACACUUUAAUAAUAUGUCAUUUUGGGCACGUUCGAAAAUUCUCACUUUAGGCGAUGCCAAAGAACGUGAAAAACAUGUUAUUAAAUUCAUAAAAAUUAUGAAAUAUUUGAGAAAAAUGAAUAACUACAAUUCAUAUUUGGCUUUAUUAUCAGCGCUCGACUCGGCGCCCAUUCGGCGACUGGAGUGGCCCAAGACUAUAACGCAAGACAUCAAGGAAUAUUGCCUGCUAAUUGACUCUAGCUCUAGUUUUCGUGCAUAUCGCACUACUUUGGCUGCUACAAGUCCACCUUGUAUUCCGUAUAUUGGUCUAGUCCUGCAAGACUUAACAUUCGUACAUGUUGGCAAUCCAGAUUAUUUGAAGGAAGGCGUGGUCAACUUCUCCAAACGUUGGCAGCAAUAUCACCUAAUAGAGAAUAUGAAGCGCUUCAAAAAAUGUGAUUACAACUUCCGCCGCAAUGAGCGCAUUAUACGUUUCUUCGAUAACUUUGAGUAUGAACUGGGUGAGGAAGAAAUGUGGCAAAUAUCGGAGAGUAUAAAACCGCGAGGCCGACGACCUGUACAAGCAUAAAAUGUUUGCGCAGCGAAAGCCAUACAUUCACAUAUCCUGAAGGAAUACUCAAUUAUCAGCAAAGAAAUAAAAUAACAAAAAUGAAAUGUGCACGCAAUAUAAUAGAAUUACUUAUAUGCAAACUACAUUAUUCAGUGCUGGCAGAGGGAUAGCAUUUAAUGAGAGUAACAGCAGUCGAGCAGAAAAAUAAACACAAAACAAAGCUAUUAAAUAGUAAUAAAAAAAAAUAUAUAUACCAAUGCACAGUUAUAUAGGAUGCACACUUGCUAUCAUCAUAUAUAUAUAUAUAAACGCAUAGUGAUAAUCACCGCAACAUGCACUCAUUGAAAGCACAUCUUAUUUCGACAUAAGCAAAAAUUAUAAUAAUAUGCCAACCAAAUAAAAAAUUGCACAUAAGUACGAUUUGAAAAGUAGUAAAUUGCUUUAAAUUAACAAAAGCUUAUGAAAAAUGUAGAACAAAGAAAAAACAAAUCAGCUCAAAUGAUGGUGAGCAACCAAAUACCAAACCAAACUCAACUUGCACCGACACAAACACAACGAAAUUAUAUUAUUAUAUAUUAUAUUGUAUGUAUUGCAUGUUUUUGUACACCUUAUCAGUUUUCAUAUAUGAAAGAAUUUAACUGUCUCUUUAACAGUAAUGAGCAGUCGAUAAGAACGCCGUGUUUCAUAUAACAAGCAAUCAAGUAAUUUGUUUUUAUAUUCAUGUAAAGUAACAAUAAAUCAACGAUAAAUUCAUAAACCGUCAA